Messenger RNA from Electrophorus electricus (electric eel), 1260 nucleotides. RefSeq names its product BAR/IMD domain containing adaptor protein 2 like 2a (gene baiap2l2a). Gene Ontology annotation, biological process: plasma membrane organization; positive regulation of actin filament polymerization; actin crosslink formation. Gene Ontology annotation, cellular component: nucleoplasm; cytosol. The record is from RefSeq and is a predicted model, not a curated record. Gene Ontology annotation, molecular function: protein binding. NCBI's taxonomy places the organism in Eukaryota, Metazoa, Chordata, Actinopteri, Gymnotiformes, Gymnotidae.
AUGUCAGUGCUUAACAGUGACCAGUUACACCGCUCAACACUUGGAAUAUACGUGACUCUAAUGGAACAGUUCAAUCCAAACCUGCAAAGUCUGGUAGCAUUGGGGAAUAACUACAUUCAGGCUUUUCAAGCCCUGGCAGUGACCAGUGAAGCCUAUUUCACUGCUCUUGCAAAGAUGGGCGAACAGGCUUUGCAGACCAUGUCAUCUCAUUUACUGGGAAAUAUAUUAAUUCAGAUUUCUGAGAGUCAGAGGAGACUUACCACUGAGCUUGAAGGAGUGUUUAGCUGGUUUUACAAUGAAGUCCUCAGAGAAAUGGAGAAUAAUGUCAGACUGGACAAAGAUUACAUAUCAGCCAGUAGGAGACGCUAUGAGAUGGAGGUGAGGAACCAAGCAACAGCCCUAGAGAGACAGCUGAGGAGAGGGGGUUCAAAGGAUGGCAGUGAAUAUGUGCAGUUCCUAAGGGAGAGUCAGAGAGAGGCACUGAAAGAGCAAGAGAGGAGAUAUCGCUUUCUGGCUGAGAAACACUGUGGACUCACCCAGUCUAUUGUAUAUCUCAUCAACAAGACAGGGGGCGGCCUGCAGCAGAGGGCAGAGGGAUGGAGGGAGCAAGUCAACCAAACGAGAGUGUCCCGUCCACACACUCCAUCAAGACUGGAGGACAACAUGGUUGACUUUCAAGGCCAUUCUUGGGCUGAGCAGCCUUUAGGCAGGGUGCCUUCGAGAGGUCCUUCCCCCCAACCCGUUCGUUCCCGCUCCAGCUCUUUUGGUGAAUCUCUCGGAGUGGGUGGUGCCAGAAUAAUGCGAGCACUGGUCCCCCACUCUUCUUCAUCAAACCCCACCCUUCUAUCAUUUUCCAGAGGAGAGACAAUUACUGUGCUUGUGUCAGCACCCCAAAACGGCUGGCUAUAUGGCCGCUCUGAGAAUUCUGCUCGCCAGGGCUGGUUUCCAGCGGAAUAUGUUGGCCCUAUAGAGGACACACUCAGACCACCUGGCCCCGGUUCUCUUAGAAGCAGCAGCAGCCUGAGUAACAUACUUGACCAAUCAACGAGCAGCAGAAGCCAUGCUCCUCCACCUCCUCCCCCGGCACCACCAUCCAAAUCAAACAGCUCUUGGCCUGUCACACCGACUCCUUCAGAGAAAACGAGAAAAGAAGGCUAUGGUCCUCAACCAGAACUUUUCCCCAGAGGGACCAACCCUUUUGCCACGGUGAAGCUGAAACCCACCACAACCAAUGACAGAUCGGCUCCAUGCUUAUUCUAA